AUGGCAUCCCCCGGGCGCCCUGGUGCUAUUCCUGUCCCUCGGUGCCCUGUCAUUUUCAAUGGCACGAAUUGGGGUGACUUUGUUUUCCAUUUGGAGGUUCACAUGGAUGGGCAGCUAUUGUGGGGCUACCUCAUGGGUGAGCGGAUCUGUCCUCCCUGUCUUGUUCUCCCCACGCUGCCCACAUACCCGUCAGAUGCUGAUGAUGAUGCCAAGACUGCUUUAUUUGAGGCAUUUGAGGCAUAUGAGACUUGGCUGCGCGAGGAGAAAUCUGCUAAGGCUAUCUUACUUGCGAGCAUGGAGGUUGAUCUCGCACGGUCCCUCAGAGGUCUUGCCACUUCACACCUUAUGUGGGAUCACCUCCGUCGCAGUUACGAGAUCCGUAACGAAGCGAUGUACCUUGCUGUUGAUGAGGAGGCUCAGUCACUUCGUCAGCUUGAUUCUACAGUUGAGGACUUCCACCGUCAGAUGACAGACGUCUGGCAUCGUUUAGACGGUUUGGGUGCUGACGUCUGGCAUCGUCUAGACAGUUUGGGUGCUGAGUUCUGCGGUGGUGCCCCAACUCCACCGGUCUCCCCGCCUCCGUCCCAGUUUCUGGUGGUGGCGGGGGUCCCUUCUAGGGUGCAGUGUGGCUACUGCAAGAUCUACGGCCAUGAGGAGAAGGAUUGUCGCAAGAAGCAGCGCGACCGACAGGGGCGUCGUGGCAGUGGUAGACGCUACUCUCAGGGCCCCUCUCAGGGCUCUGGUGGUUCCUCUACUUCGCAGGGCACUAGUUUUGUGUCUUCCGCGGAGCAGGAGCUCAGGCCUCCACUCAUGGGACUACAGCUCAGGCUUCUAGUUCCGCCCCUCCUCCUCCUCCGUCAGGAUCUCCGUAUGGGCCUUUUGGUGGGAACUGGGCCUAGGCGUCGGGACUCACAACGCCUAUGGGAGCUUGAUUGGUUGCGUCUUCCUUCACCCGCUUUGACUCCUCCAUCACCCGAUUCUCCAGCAUCUGCGUCAGCUGCUUCGUCUACCGCUUCUUUUGCGCAGUGGCAUCGUCGUCUUGGCCACCUCUUUGGUUCUAGAUUGUCCAGUCUUGUUGGUAGUGGUGUGUUAGGCCCUGUUUCUGGUGACACUGCUCUUAAUUGUAUGGGUUGUAAACUUGGAAAAUAG
Molecule: messenger RNA, 1149 nt
Organism: Miscanthus lutarioriparius
Lineage: Eukaryota; Viridiplantae; Streptophyta; Magnoliopsida; Poales; Poaceae
Source: the annotation of a GenBank genome assembly